Molecule: messenger RNA, 600 nt
Organism: Opisthorchis viverrini
Lineage: Eukaryota; Metazoa; Platyhelminthes; Trematoda; Opisthorchiida; Opisthorchiidae
Exons: 4
Coding region: 1-600 (199 amino acids)
Source: RefSeq, a predicted model, not a curated record
AUGUCCCACAUGAUUGACGCCAGUUACGUGAUCGAUCCGAACGAAUCAUCUUUCGUCUACCAAAUGCCCAAUACGCUGUCAGUAUCGAUCCAGUGUGGCUUGACCACAGCCGAAGCGAUGACAAUACAAUUGAGGAUACUGUUCAAAUUAAACGUGGACGAGAGAAGUGUCAGAGAUGCCCAGAAUAUUGGACAAGUCUACCCAUAUCUCUAUGAUUUGGCCUGUACUAAUACUGUUUUGCAUCACCCAUGGUUGAAUAGCUGUCAAAUCGGGAGGUACUACAUCAACCGGUUUUCCGAUCGAACCGCAAUUGUCCUUGUGGAUUCGGAAACCUCCACUGUGGCCGAUGAGGAGUUGGCGUCGAUUGAUGACGAAGAUCAGAAACUACUUACUAUCGCCAAUCGGUUGAACAGUUAUAUUGGGGCGAGAUGGCUCAAGUGGUUAGAGCGCGAACUUACCUACAGGAAUCUUCGUGUUUCGAACCCGACCUCUGCCUCUCGACUUCCCCUGUCUAGGCUUGGGCAACCUAACAGUAUCCCAGCCCUCGUGCUCCCUUCGGGUGGCAUGGCAGUUGGGCACCCGAAGGGGUGCUACAGCUGA